UUACAUAUACACGCCACGCAUGGCAAGCAAAACGCCGGAAGUUCCUACAAGAGCAAAUCGCUGCAAAACCCUAACUCGAUUAUUCUCAUUUUCUUCCUCAACCAACGAUACAAUUCAUCUCGUUUGAUAUCGUUUUCCACUUAGUACAUCACGAAUCGAACAUUUUUGUGGAAUCUGAAAGAAAUUACUGCGCAGAAGCUGGGCGAUCGAAGGAACAGGAGUUGGUCGUCUGGCCAUGGAUAUUGAGCAGCAGCAGUCGGAGGUACUCCAGCAAUUCGUGAAGCAGGCGGGAAAUCUUGAAGGGGCGUCUCUUGCUGCUCUUCUAAUAGAGGCGACGUCGCAUCCGUCGCUCUUCGCGUUUUCUGAGAUUCUCUCCGUCCCUAAUCUCUCCACGCUUGAAGGGACUCAAUAUUCUAGUUCUCUUGACUUGCUUCGGUUGUUUGCCUAUGGUACUUGGACUGAUUACAAGAGUGAGUUUCUGCUUUCUUGCUCCUUCAAAAUUCAUGUUCGCAACUCGUACAUGGAAGGUUCCUUUAACCCUCUCCCAUACAACCCUACAGACCGCAACAUAUUGAAGUAG
This is a messenger RNA of Dendrobium catenatum, 580 nucleotides long. Its product is annotated as COP9 signalosome complex subunit 7-like. The record is from RefSeq and is a predicted model, not a curated record. The coding region runs from base 236 to 580 and encodes 114 amino acids. NCBI's taxonomy places the organism in Eukaryota, Viridiplantae, Streptophyta, Magnoliopsida, Asparagales, Orchidaceae. The transcript is spliced from 3 exons. Gene Ontology annotation, cellular component: COP9 signalosome.